AAAAAAGGCAAAAUGAUGGGCUCAGUUACAUUUAGUGUUCAUGUCUUUAUGUCUCUGAAGAUAAACCGGACCGGACCUAUCAGUUUCUGACACAAGGUGAUUAGUUGUUUAAUUAAUUGCAGUUUAUGAUAAAGUAAGUAUAAUUAAUUUUUAUUCCUCUGAAUUCCACACCACACCCCCUGUCGCAAACUCGAACCCCCCCUUCUGCAUCACCAACUUCAAUCUCACCGAGACAAACCCAGUAACCUAUCUUCCAUGGAGGACAACAACGUUUAGAUUUUUCUCUGAUAGGGUACAAUUGAGCAUAGAGGUUGGUGAAACAAUGCGCAGAGAGAUCGCGUUUCUCGCUCAACCGCGAUUCCUCCUUAUCUUCCUUGUUCUCUCAAUUUUCCUCAUUUUCGCAUUCUCUGCUUCUAAACGGGCCGAUGAAGAAUCAGAAGAGGAGCCCGAAAUUACACAUAGAGUUUUCUUGGAUAUUGAUAUCGAUAAACAGCGCUUAGGUAGGAUCGUGAUUGGAUUAUAUGGCCAAGCGGUACCAAAAACUGUGGAAAAUUUUAGAGCUUUGUGCACAGGGGAGAAAGGAGAGAGUGCAAGUGGUGUAAAACUUCAUUACAAAGGAACACCAUUUCAUCGGAUAAUAUCUGGUUUUGUGAUUCAGGGUGGAGAUAUUAUUCAGCAUGACGGCAAAGCAUCCGAAUCUAUUUAUGGUGGCACCUUCCCUGACGAGAAUUUCAGGAUUAAACAUUCUCAUGCUGGUGUUGUCUCUAUGGCAAAUUCAGGACCUGAUUCCAAUGGUUCACAGUUUUUCAUCACCACAGUGAAGGCCAGUUGGUUGGAUGGAGACCAUGUUGUUUUUGGCAAGGUUGUUGAAGGCAUGGAUACCGUGUUUGCAAUUGAAGGAGGGGCUGGAACCUAUAGCGGAAAACCCAGGAAGAAGGUAGUGAUUGCGGACUCUGGAGAGAUACCAAAGGGUAGGUGGGACGAGGAAAGUUGAACUUCCUCGUUUUGGUGACCGACAACUUGCAUGCUUUGGUUAUGGUUUACUCACAUCAAAAACCAAUUUGAGUUGGCCAAACGGAGUUUCAUUUACGCUUAGCAUGUUUGCCAAAACUACGAUUUGGUUGAAUUGUGUUUGAACACGAUUCUGGGUUUCGUAUGGUGAUUUGAUUGGAAAUGAAAAGAAUUUCUUUUCUCAAAUCAUGGUUUACAAAAUAUCCAAACGUGCUACAAACUUGACCCAACAAAAUUGAUAGAUUGUUGCUAGAAGUAUUCACAAGUUGAGUUUCUUUUUGUGAAGUUAGUUCUAUUGUGAAAUUGUAAUCGAUAACUGAUUCUAUUUUCAUAGUUUACUAUACGUGUGUAUUUAUUCUAUAUUACAAUAUUAACUAGGCACUGCAACUUUAAAGUAUA
Cicer arietinum (chickpea) is the source of this 1410-nucleotide messenger RNA. Its product is annotated as peptidyl-prolyl cis-trans isomerase CYP21-1. The record is from RefSeq and is a predicted model, not a curated record. Gene Ontology annotation, molecular function: cyclosporin A binding; peptidyl-prolyl cis-trans isomerase activity. Gene Ontology annotation, biological process: protein folding; protein peptidyl-prolyl isomerization. Lineage: Eukaryota; Viridiplantae; Streptophyta; Magnoliopsida; Fabales; Fabaceae. Gene Ontology annotation, cellular component: cytoplasm; intracellular membrane-bounded organelle.